Molecule: messenger RNA, 1588 nt
Organism: Ictalurus punctatus (channel catfish)
Lineage: Eukaryota; Metazoa; Chordata; Actinopteri; Siluriformes; Ictaluridae
Gene: ech1
Product: enoyl CoA hydratase 1, peroxisomal
Exons: 12
Coding region: 16-1122 (368 amino acids)
Cellular component (GO): mitochondrion
Molecular function (GO): delta(3,5)-delta(2,4)-dienoyl-CoA isomerase activity
Source: RefSeq, a predicted model, not a curated record
UACACUUCAUGGAGAAUGAGAUGGAGUACGGAGAAACAGUCUCUCAAAUUAUUCAAGAGGGGACAUUACUGCUCAUUAUGUGCUGCCUCAAAAUCCCCAGGUGGUGGUGCAAAAACAUUUUGGAUUGAAUGUCACUGCUGCAAGUGGUGGUUUCAUGUGGCAUGCCUUUCUGUGUCAGAGAAGCAGUUCAAAAAGGCUCAAAAGGUUGACUGGAGGUGCUGCCUAUACAGGAGCCUGUGGUUUCCUACUCUGAAUGCUGUUCGAGCCAUGUCGACUUCAGGAGGCCCCACUCCACCCUUCACCACCCUGUCAGUCACCCACCCCGCCAAUCACAUCACUCAUGUAGAGCUGCACCGACCGGAGAAACGCAACGCCAUGAACAAGGCCUACUGGAGUGAAAUGAUUGAAUGCUUUAAUCAGAUUGCUGAAGACUCAAAGUGCCGUGUGGUGGUGUUCUCGGGUGCCGGGAAAAUCUUCACUGCAGGUAUUGACCUUAUGGACAUUGCUGGUGAUUUGCUGCAGCCCCAGGGAGACGAUACAGCCAGGAUAGCAUGGUAUCUUCGCCACAUCAUUUCCAAAUACCAAAACACGUUCUCUGUCAUUGAAAAGUGUCCAAAGCCCGUGGUGGUGGCAGUGCAUGGUGCGUGUGUGGGAGCAGGAGUGGAUCUAAUCACAGCCUGUGAUAUUCGUCUGUGCACGCAGGAUGCCUGGUUUCAGGUGAAGGAGGUCGACAUUGGCCUGGCAGCAGAUGUGGGAACACUGCAGCGUCUCCCUAAAGUCAUUGGCAGUCGUAGCUUGGUGAAUGAGUUAGCGCUUACUGCAAGGAAAAUGUACUCUGAUGAAGCCAAGAGCUGUGGACUAGUCAGUCGUGUGUUCCCUGAUAAAGAGUCAAUGAUUGCUGGAGCUCUGGAAAUAGCAGGUGAGAUUGCAGGCCGGAGUCCCGUCGCUGUCCAGGGAACCAAAAUCAACCUCCUCUAUUCCAGAGACCACAGUGUGAUUGAGGGCCUAGACUACAUGGCUACUUGGAACAUGAGCAUGUUGCAGACACAGGAUCUUAUGAAGUCAGCACAGGCAGCCAUGGAAAAGAAGAGCCCGAAAGACGUGCCCUUCUCCAAGCUUUAAAGUAGAAGGAGAAGAUCCAGGGCUGUUGAAGCUGCCUGCUGAAUCAGCAGUGGAACUGAGACUUCAUCAUCCACAUAUCUUUAGUUCUUCCUGCUAAGACUGAAUUUCUUUUUAGUCUUUUUAAUUUCAGACUGGUCAAUAGACUGAUUAGUGGAAGUGAAAUGAUAGAUGAACUUUUAAUUAUUUGGUUUAUUAUUUGCAGGUCCCUUGUUCAGUAAGACAGGGUAACUAAUACUCAAAAGCUUGUUUUGUGUGUUAACAUGUACAGUAGAUGUACAUAUUUUCUUCUGGUCCUGUAUGACUGCAGAAUGUAGUGCAGUUAACACAUUAAAUUUCCUUGGAUGCUCACUUUUAAAUCUUUAUUAGGAAUACAUGUCACGUUUUGUCUUCCAUUUGUGAUUUACAGAUGAACACCUAAAUGUCUCGUUGCCUUAUGUUUGUGAAUAAAAAAAAACAAACGAUGUAA